AUGAAAUUGCUGGAUGAUAGUGUUCAAGAAUUAUUAUUAAAAAUACCUGAAGAGGUAAAUAAACAUGUAGUAAAAGAUGAAAUAACGAAUCAAAGAUUAAAAAGAGCCCUUUUUAAUGAUUAUCCUAUAAUCCAUGUUAUUCCAUUAAGUGGAAGAAUUGCUACUAUAUUGUAUGAUUUUACUGGAAAAAAAAUACAUGAGAUUGUUGUUCAUUCUAUAUAUUAUUCUUUAGUUAUUCUUUUAACACAUAAAUGCAACUCAAAUUUAUAUGGUAAAUAUACAGAGUUAAAUAAUGUAUCAUUUCUUACUAUAAUGGUUAUAUGUUUAUCAGAAAUAUUAUAUAUUAUCGGAAAAUUUGAUUUCUUAGAAAAAAAUAAGACUCCUGAAAUGAGAGAAAAAGAAUUAGCCAAAGAAAAAAAAUUGGAAAUUAAAAAAAUGAAAAUUGAAAAAAAGGAAAAUAAGAAAAAGGAAAUUGAAAAAAAGGAAAAUAAAAAAAAGGAAAUUGAAAAAAAGGAAAUUAAAAAAAAGUAA
This is a messenger RNA of Plasmodium gonderi, 531 nucleotides long. RefSeq lists its product as hypothetical. The transcript has a single exon. Bases 1 to 531 code for a protein of 176 amino acids. NCBI's taxonomy places the organism in Eukaryota, Apicomplexa, Aconoidasida, Haemosporida, Plasmodiidae. The record is from RefSeq and is a predicted model, not a curated record.